Molecule: messenger RNA, 831 nt
Organism: Orussus abietinus
Lineage: Eukaryota; Metazoa; Arthropoda; Insecta; Hymenoptera; Orussidae
Exons: 2
Coding region: 86-556 (156 amino acids)
Molecular function (GO): nucleic acid binding
Source: RefSeq, a predicted model, not a curated record
CCGGUAGUGUCCCCACUUCAGAAAUUAGUACAUGAAACGGAGCGUAACCUUGUCGAGGAUGAGAUAAAACAAGAAAUAAAACGAGAUGAUGCAGUCGAUGAAUCCUUCGAGUCGACAAAAGAUGGUUUCUCAGAAAAAAAAAAAGGAUACCGAAGGAGCGGAUAAGAAUGACGAUUCGAUGCAACAGUAUCUCGAUAUGUUACGGUCCAAUAAAGAGAAAACUCUGGAUACGGUCUAUGGUGAUCUGAUGCAAAAUUAUGGUAUUACUCUGUACUCGACAUUUAGCAACUUGAAGGCAUCGAUCUACGAGCGAUUCAACCGGACUCUGAAAAGUAAAAUGUGGAUGCAAUUUAGCCUACGGGGCAAUCAUCGGUGGUUGGAUCUUUUAUCGGGCUUGGUAUCCUCUUACAAUAACAGCAGACACCGAACCAUUGAUAUGAGGCAGAUGUUACCGCUAAGAAUGAGAAGAUAUUACUGCAACGGGUGUUCAACAAUUUUAAGACUAAAUCUACGCUUAAACGAUCAAAGUUUAAAGUGGGAAAUAAAGUGCGAGUAAAUAAAUUUAGACACGUUUUCAAGAAAGGCUAUACACCUAACUGGACGACAGAAAUUUUUACGAUAAGUCAAGUUAAAAAUACGUGACGUAUAAACUCAAAGACUAUCAAGAUCAUCUCAUCGAAGGCGGUUUCUAUGAUCAGGAACUCAACAGCGUUAAAUAUCCUGACAUUUAUCUUAUAGAAAAGGUGCUCAGAAAGCGCGGAAAUAGGCUUUUUGUGAAAUAGCUAGGGUUUGACGAUUCGCAUAAUAGUCGGAUUUGUAAAAAGGUAUGAA